Molecule: messenger RNA, 198 nt
Organism: Paraglomus occultum
Lineage: Eukaryota; Fungi; Glomeromycota; Glomeromycetes; Paraglomerales; Paraglomeraceae
Source: the annotation of a GenBank genome assembly
CUUUUUUUGUCUUAUAAAGAACUCGCGUCUCACUUUUUUUCGAACUUGGGAGAAAAAAAGAAAAAAGAGCGCGAGAGUAUGAGUGAGGCCGACUUCUUAGAACAUAAGCGAAAUUUUGAGGCUAAAAUGAAAGUUCCUACUACUCCGCACAAAAAAGAACUGAAAAAUAAAUAUUUAGCAAUCAUUGAAUAUGCAUAG